Molecule: messenger RNA, 1803 nt
Organism: Suncus etruscus (white-toothed pygmy shrew)
Lineage: Eukaryota; Metazoa; Chordata; Mammalia; Eulipotyphla; Soricidae
Gene: RUNDC3A
Product: RUN domain containing 3A
Exons: 11
Coding region: 140-1486 (448 amino acids)
Cellular component (GO): cytosol
Source: RefSeq, a predicted model, not a curated record
CAGGAUGGCCGCAGAGGAGUCGCGGCGACCCGCGGGGCCGAGGGCGCAGCCGUGAUCCGGCGGGGGUGCCGUGCCGGAGCUGCCGGCCAGGUUGGGGGGGCAGCUGGUGGCGGCAGCGUACAGUCGGCCGCGCAUCUGGAUGGAAGCGAGCUUUGUCCAGACCACCAUGGCUCUGGGGCUGUCCUCCAAGAAAGCGUCCUCCCGCAACGUGGCCGUGGAGCGGCGGAACCUCAUCACCGUGUGCAGGUUCUCUGUGAAAACCCUGCUGGAAAAGUACACGGCGGAGCCCAUCGAUGACUCCUCUGAGGAGUUUGUGAACUUCGCUGCCAUUCUUGAGCAGAUCCUCAGCCACCGUUUCAAAGCCUGUGCCCCAGCAGGUCCAGUGAGCUGGUUCAGCUCAGACGGGCAGCGAGGCUUCUGGGACUACAUCCGGCUGGCCUGCAGCAAAGUCCCCAACAACUGUGUGAGCAGCAUUGAGAACAUGGAGAACAUCAGCACCGCCAGAGCCAAGGGCCGGGCAUGGAUCCGGGUGGCGCUGAUGGAGAAGCGCAUGUCCGAGUACAUCACCACGGCUCUUCGGGACACCCGGACCACCAGACGUUUCUACGACUCGGGAGCUAUCAUGCUGCGGGAAGAGUCCACGGUCCUCAUCGGGAUGCUGAUCGGACUCAGCGCCAUCGACUUCAGCUUCUGCCUCAAGGGCGAAGUGUUGGACGGGAAGACCCCCGUGGUGAUCGACUACACACCCUACCUGAAGUUCACCCAGAGUUACGACUACCUGACGGACGAGGAGGAGCGGCACAGCGCCGAGAGCAGUACGAGCGAGGACAACUCGCCCGAGCACCCCUACCUGCCGCUGGUCACCGAUGAGGACAGUUGGUACAGCAAGUGGCACAAGAUGGAACAGAAGUUCCGCAUCGUCUAUGCACAGAAGGGCUACCUGGAGGAGCUGGUGCGUCUGCGUGAGUCGCAGCUCAAGGACCUGGAGGCGGAGAACCAGCGGCUGCAGUUGCAGCUGGAGGAAGCGGCGGCGCAGAACCAGCGCGAGAAGCGGGAGCUGGAAGGCGUCAUUCUGGAGUUGCAGGAGCAGCUGACAGGGCUGAUUCCCGGUGACCACGCUCCCUUGGCCCAGGCCUCCAAGGAGCUGGUCACGCCCCUGGUCAACCAGUGGCCUUCUCUGGGAACGCUCAAUGGAGCCGAGGGGUCCAAUAACCCCAAACUCUACCGCAGGCACAGUUUCAUGAGCCCGGAGCCCCUCUCUGCUGAAGCCAGUCUCAGCUCCGACUCCCAGCGCCUGGGAGAGAGCAAGCGGGAUGAGGAGCCCUGGGGUCCCAUGGGUGAGCACCCCACCCCACCCCUCUUCAGGGAGGGCCAAGGCAAGGCCCACAGGAUCCAGGACCCAAGUUGGCCCAUGGAAGCUCAGAGCCAAAUUAGUGGCUCUCUCCAAGCGAAUGCCCAGGACUUCAACGCAUGCAUUUUGUGUUGACCGCUCCCUGGCUUCAUCCCGUGUCCCCUCCUGAGUUUUCCGGGUGCCUGGAUUUUCUUUUUUCUUUUUAACCCUCGUUGUACUGGAUGGCCCCAGAUCCCCAGAACAAGGCAGGCUGCGGACAUGACCCCACCGGUGUUUGUGACUGUCCAUGUCUCUCCCCACCAGACUGUGAGCUCCGUGAGGGCAGGGUCCGUGUUUCAUCCCUUCUCUGUACCCCCAGUGCUCGGAACAGAGCAAGUGCUCAGUGUAUUUUAAUAAACAAGGAGCGGAUGGAGCUGGGGGGAAGAGACACAGGAAGUAACUAAAGAUCACAA